This is a messenger RNA of Carassius auratus (goldfish), 3251 nucleotides long. Its product is annotated as mucin-2-like. The record is from RefSeq and is a predicted model, not a curated record. The transcript has 13 exons. Lineage: Eukaryota; Metazoa; Chordata; Actinopteri; Cypriniformes; Cyprinidae. Bases 16 to 3072 code for a protein of 1018 amino acids.
GUAUUUGUUGUACAUAUGUAUCUCUGUGUCUACACAGCUGUAAUAGGCACAUCCACUGUGAGCACAGAUUCAUCCAAUAAUUCGACAGACAGCCCGAUCAGUGCUUCCUCUACUGCUACUGUUGCAGUAACAAGCAUUCCAUCUGAGAAUACAACUGCACCAUUCACAAACAAUGCCACCACCCCACCGCUGUCGACGCAUGCUGGUAAUAGCACAUCUCCACCUUUAUCUACUCAAGGCAAUGUGACAGGCUCGUCUACAGUUGCACCAGAAAAGGCUACCAGUUCAUCAGUGAGUACACCAGGAAAUGCCACAGUUUCAACUGCACCUGUAACAACAGCAGUGGCCAACUCCACAAGUCCAGUUGUACCUACACUGGAGAAUGCUACAGACCAUCCUGUAACUUCACCAGGCAAUGCCACAACUACUCCUUUACCUGAGCCAGGCAACAGCACAACCCCACCCCAAACUACAAAAGCUAAUGACACUACUCCUCCCAUUAGCACACCAAGCAACAGCACAGCUUCACCAAUUACAACAACAAGCUAUGUAACAGUUACAACACAGACUACAACAGGUAAUGUUACAACAGCAAACAUUGCAACUACUCCACGCUUAACCACAGAUAUUUCAAACAUAACUACACCAAAUGCUACUGCACCACCCCUAACUACAACAGUAAAUGCUCCUGCACCACAACUAACUACAACAGUAAAUGCUACUGCACCACAACUAACUACAACAGUAAAUGCUACUGCACCACAACUAACUACAACAGUAAAUGCUACUGCACCACAACUAACUGCAACAGUAAAUGCUACUGCACCACCCCUAACUACAACAGUAAAUGCUACUGCACCACAACUAACUACAACAGUAAAUGCUACUGCACCACAACUAACUACAACAGUAAAUGCUACUGCACCACAACUAACUACAACAGUAAAUGCUACUGCACCACAACUAACUGCAACAGUAAAUGCUACUGCACCACCCCUAACUACAACAGUAAAUGCUACUGCACCACAACUAACUACAACAGUAAAUGCUACUGCACCACAACUAACUACAACAGUAAAUGCUACUGCACCACAACUAACUACAACAGUAAAUGUUACUGCACCACCCCUAACUACACCAGUUAAUGCUACAGCAGCACCUCCAACAACACCAGUAAAUGCUUCUGCACCACAACUAACUACAACAGUAAAUGCUACUGCACCACCCCUAACUACAACAGUAAAUGCUACUGCAUCACAACUAACUGCAACAGUAAAUGCUACUGCACCACCCCUAACUACAACAGUAAAUGCUACUGCAUCACAACUAACUACAACAUUAAAUGCUACUGCACCACCCCUAACUACAACAGUAAAUGCUACUGCACCACCCCUAACUACAACAGUAAAUGCUACUGCACCACAACUAACUACAACAGUAAAUGCUACUGCACCACAACUAACUACAACAGUAAAUGCUACUGCACCACAACUAACUACAACAGUAACUGUUACUGCACCACCCCUAACUACAACAGUAAAUGCUACUGCACCACAACUAACUACAACAGUAAAUGCUACCACACCACAACUAACUACAACAGUAAAUGUUACUGCACCACCCCUAACUACACCGGUAAAUGCUACAGCAGCACCUCCAACAACACCAGUAAAUGCUUCUGCACCACAACUAACUACAACAGUAAAUGCUACCACACCACAACUAACUACAACAGUAAAUGUUACUGCACCACCCCUAACUACACCGGUAAAUGCUACAGCAGCACCUCCAACAACACCAGUAAAUGCUACUACACCACCUCUAACUACACCAGGGAGCAACGCAACAGUAAAUGCUACAACACCACCCAUAGCUACAACAGGAAAUACUACAACAGGGAAUGCUACCCAACCAACUCAGUCUACACCAGGAAAUGCUACUAGACCAUCCAUAACCAACUCAACGACUCGACCCACUGUUUCUACUACUAACCCAACUAACACUGCAACCACACCAGCUACCUGUCCUACAGUGACCUGCCCACCACUCAGUGUCUGUGUGAAAUCCAUCUGUCAGUGUGUGACAGGAACUAUUCCUUUAAAUAACGCCUGUGUGGAAACUAAAACCUUCCCUAGUGCACUGCGGGUGAACCGCACUUUUGUAGAGGCUAUGAACAAUCCACAAUCACCUGAAUUUCAGAAAAUUGCUAAAGAGAUCGUUGUUGUGGUAAAUGAAGCUCUGCGUAACCAGUCAAACUACAUUAGCAGCACAGUAACUACGUUGACGCCUGGCAGUGUAGUGGCCACAGUACACAGUUUUUUUGAGCCCAAUUCUCCAGUCACACAGGCAAUGGUUACAUCUGCCAUGAAUGAUGCUAUAAGUGGUUGUGAGACAACAAACUGUGGCAUUCUUGCUAAUGCCCAAUACAAAGCAACCAAUUUGUGUGACCAAAAUCCUCCUCCUUGUGAUACUAACACUACAUCGUGUACGGCCAACGAUGGGACACCUAUAUGUACCUGCAAAGCUGGCCAUGUAUCUAGCUCUUACCAGCCCAGAAGCUGCACAGUUUGCCCUAGUGGCUACAAAGCGGAGAACAACACCUGUGUUCGAUGUCCAUUUGGCUAUUCUGGAUUCAACUGUGAUGACUCCUCUUUGUUGGCUCUAGUGGUAGUGGCGUGUGUGUUAGGGGGAAUUCUGCUCAUUGUGAUUUUGGCUGUUCUCAUUUACAUCUGUGUGACUCGUUGCAAUAAGAAGUCAAGCAGCAAUUUUUUCAACAGCCCGUACCCUGCUGAGGAGUUCCAGGCCGCGUGGCCCACUCAGGGCAUCACCCGUAUUCCACGUGUCAAUCUGACAUCUAAUUCCAGCAUUGAUGCCACUGGCAACAGUCUAGAGAUGUCUGAAGAGCCAGGAAAGAAAGACUACAGUAAUGGAUUGAAGAUUGGAGGAAAGUCGGGCUCGUUUGACCUCACAACAGAUGGUAUGAGGACCUUUAAGGACAUAAACCCCACACGCUACUCUUACCUGGUGGGUCAUGAAAACCCCUAUUUUAUACAUGGAGAUGAGAAGAGAUGAAGAAAACAGCAGAGAAAGCCAGUGGACAAGAAAAGAGUGCAGUAGCACCGUGAAUUAUUAAAAAGGCCUUGGAUCAAAAUGUUUCAUGAAUGUUAACGCUGUCAAAACCAUACAGCUGAUCACAGACUCAAAGUGCAUACACAAACAGCAUUUGAGAGAUACGUUUAUAUAUAUAUAUA